Messenger RNA from Scutellospora calospora, 1195 nucleotides. The record is from the annotation of a GenBank genome assembly. Lineage: Eukaryota; Fungi; Glomeromycota; Glomeromycetes; Diversisporales; Gigasporaceae.
AUGUUGACAGCUUCGCUGCUAGGGAUGGAUGAUUAUUUAUAUGAUUGGGAAUCUGAAUUUAAACCUGCUUCAGAAAUCGAUCCAGUAACUCAAGCAAUAACUGACCUAAAGGAAUCAAGUUCAAAUAUAGAAACAACUAGUAGAUCUUCAAUAAAACCAAAUAAUAAAAAAUUCGAUCUUAGUAGAUUUAAAUACCAAUGUCUAUCAAAUGAUACAUUAAGUCAUUAUAAGCAAACUGCAAUUCUAAAAAAUACUCAAAAAAACACCCAACCUGAUCUUAAUAUUGAUCAAAUUAAUAAUAAACAUAUACUCGCUGUUUUACUUUCCGAAUUUGUUAUUGCAAUAAAAAAAUAUGAUAAAAAUGAAUUUAAAGCAGAUUCAUUAUAUAAUGAUGUUUGUGCAAUAAAUAGAUAUUUUAUUGAAAGAUUUAAAGAAAUAGGUCCUUUUAAUUUACAUGAAUUAGAAGAAAUUCCUAAUGGAACAUCUCAAGGUGCAGACCCAUUAAGUGAUUAUGAAAUGAAACAAAUAUUUGAACAUCAUGAACUUAAUAGAGAUACACCAAUUAGAUUAUUUCAUAAAGUUUUUUUAUGGAUUGGUUGUUGUACUGCUAAACAGAGUGGAUUCUAUUUAGAUAUAAUGACAUCACAUUUUAAAGAAUGUUCUGAUGGAGGAUUUGAUCUUUUAAUGAUUUAUGAUAAAACCUACAAGGAUAGAUAUUAUCAUCGUAAUACUUCUGGAUCUAGACAUAAUACACCGUCACAAAUUAUACCUCUAGAUAAAUUAGGAGUUAUUGGAGCAUGUACUGAUAUCAAAAAAUAUUUAAGCUUACGACCAGCAAAUGCAGAACCAAAUUUAUUUUUACAAAUUAAUAGAGAUUCAGAAGGAAAUUGGUAUACAUAUCUUCAUAUGGGUCAUGACUCACUAUUCAAAGUUUUAAAGACAAUUUGUGAAUUAACUAGAAUUGAUUGCACUAAUCGGCAUAUAGUCAAUCAUUUCCUACGUAAAACUACUACCCAAAAGCUUAAUGAUCAUAAUGUAGAUCCUCAAGCAAUAAUGAAUAUUAUACUUCAUCGUUCUAUAGCUGGACUUAAUCGUUAUAGAAAACAAAAUGAAGAACAACAUAUUAAAGUAGCAAAUAUUGCUCUUCCUGCUGUUAAUAAUAUUUUACCAAAACAAAUAUUAGCAAAUGAAGAAG